AUGGAUAGGAGUCCAUGGACGUUUAAAAAUGCUCCUCUCAUCUUUGAACGGUUGAAACCAGGGGAUGUUUCUCGGGAGGUUCCUUUGCAUCAUCUCAAUAUAUGGGUGCAACUACAUGAUAUUAGGUCGGUCUUCAAAACGAAACAAGUUGUACGGGAUGCUGGAAAUUAUAUUGGUAGCUUUAUUAAGUUUGAUAAGAAUAAUUUUAAUGGUGUUUGGAGAGAUUAUUUGCGGGUUCGGGUUCGUUUAAACAUUGAAAAACCAUUGAAGCGCAGAAUGAAGUUGCAACAGAUUGGUGGCGACUGGUUUUGGAUUAAUUUUCAGUAUGAAUUUAUGUCGACUUUCUGCUUUAUCUAUGGGGUGAUUGGGCAUACGGAUAAGUUUUGUUCUCGAUUGUUUAUUCAACCAACCUUAACAAUCGUUAAGCCUUAUGGCAUGUUCAUGAAAAUAAUGCCACGACAAACUCAGUAUGCGAUGGGAGCUAAAUGGCUCUAG
Cannabis sativa is the source of this 495-nucleotide messenger RNA. RefSeq lists its product as uncharacterized. The coding region runs from base 1 to 495 and encodes 164 amino acids. NCBI's taxonomy places the organism in Eukaryota, Viridiplantae, Streptophyta, Magnoliopsida, Rosales, Cannabaceae. The record is from RefSeq and is a predicted model, not a curated record. The transcript has a single exon.